Fusarium oxysporum Fo47 is the source of this 2154-nucleotide messenger RNA. RefSeq lists its product as uncharacterized. The transcript has a single exon. The record is from RefSeq and is a predicted model, not a curated record. Lineage: Eukaryota; Fungi; Ascomycota; Sordariomycetes; Hypocreales; Nectriaceae. Gene Ontology annotation, molecular function: protein binding. The coding region runs from base 1 to 2154 and encodes 717 amino acids.
AUGAGUUUGCCCAAGCCGCCAACGUCGCUGGACGACUCGUGCUCCGUCAUCUACGAGAACACCCUUUACUCCUUCACGCCUGAGGCCUUCUUGUCCCUGCCUUUAGAGGAAGGUGCAAAAUGGAAGAAGCUAGAGAUGGGAGAGAAGGUUUCGGGGGCCGUCUGUGUUGGGGCGACCCCCGAUGAUACCGCACAAGCUGGCCUCUUUGUCGUCGGUGGAACCAGCGGCUCGGAUGGCUAUACUGGGCUGCAAAAGUACACCUACUCGACCGGCAAGUGGACUACCAUCACCCCCUCCGAGUUGAUCACGAAGGAUCGCCUGUGGCAUGGCUCGACGUACAUCAAGGCCAGCGAUACCAUCCUUAUCUACGCAGGUAGCCGAGACGGAGUCGCGGCCUCGUCCGGUGAAACCUUCACCAUCCAGGCAUCCGGGCCCUAUAGUGUUAACUCCUAUGGCCCUGGUUCUAGCCCCGGCGUCAAGCCUAUUCUUCUCAACUGGUCUGAUGUCGAUGCUUGCUUGGUCGGCGGCAACACUAGAAAUAUCGCCAUUGCCUUGUUCAACCCGACUACGGGCUGGAGGGAAUUGGGAGCCACCUUGGCAGAACCCCUACCGAAGGACUCAAGUUCCUUUCAGGCUAUUGUGAUGCCAGGGGAUGAUGGCUCCAAGAGCCUCUACACUUUUGAUCUCUCACAAUCCCCCAACCAGGUCCGCCGAUUCGUUCUCCAGGACGCUUCUGGCGUGCCCCUUUCCAACUCGGCCGCCAUUGCAAAUAAAAAGCGCGAGUUGUCCCUAGACGAUUGGCCAGAGCACAACUCGACGCUUGCACCAACCGCUACGCGGCAGAAUUUUGCCAUUGCCCAAGGCGCAGACGGCAAGGUUCUCUUCUCUGGUGGGAAUUCCGAAGACCCUCUUGCCAUAUUCGAUGCUACCGAGAACUCGUGGGUCGAUGCCACCCAGGUACUCGAUGCUGAGAACCAAAAGGUUCUGUCGGACAGCACGUUGACCUCUUCGACUUUCUCAACUACCGAAACAGCUAGCUUGGCCAAGUCUACCAAGUCAAUUUAUAUCCAGACGAGGUCGUCAACCUCAAACUCGGAGAUCUCAUCGACCUCUGCGACCUCGACUAUCCUGUCGACAGGCAGCUCAACCGCUUCUCUGACAAUAUCCGAGGCCAGCGUCUCGGCCACGGCAGGUGCGGCCGCUGGCAACAGUGACGACGAUUCCGGUAUCAGCUCCAACGUCAUCCUUGGUUUCAUACUUGGAUCGAUCCUCGGAUUCUUGGCCUUGCUUGGCUUGCUGCUGUUGUUCUUGGCGCGGCGACGCAAGGCCAGGAGAAACGGUAUGGAGGCUAGCAGCACCAGGUACUUUAGCAAUGGCUCACGCCAGCUACUCUCGCGCGGUCAAACCCGUAGCCACAACGCCACGCUGUCUCAGGAAUCCUACUCAUCCAUGGCUAUUUUGAUAGAUCGCACCGGGAAGCAAAAGACCAGUCUAACCCGGAAGCCUACCAACGAUACGACUCGAAGCUCCGGCAGCUCUUUGCACGAGCAGAUCAAGGCUACCAUUAGCAAGCCGAUUCUGCAGGUGAUGCCGUAUCCUGCACUGCAGGGCUACGACACCAGGGGCGUUGGCUUCGACGUAACCGUCGCAGAGUACCGACCCCGUGCAGGGCCCAUGGAAGCCCAGGACGGCAUGCGGAGAAGCUCUGGCUGGAGCCGAUACUGGUCCGGCGGCAGCGCAUUGCAGAUCCUCAGCUUCGGUGGAUCCAAGAGGACAACCGCUGGGUCCGAACAGAGCUCCCGCUACUCUGAGGCCAUGCACCAUCGUAUCGCGAGGGCCACGCAGGACUCGUCAGCUCUACCAUCGCUGAUCUUUGACUUCUGCCCCGAGAUAAAUCGGGUUAAUUCCGGCAGCUGUGUUGUGGCCGAGUGCAGCAAGGUUCCAUUCAAGGAUGGAGUAGCCGACAAGCUUGAACGCAUUCCCUCGAGGACGUCAUCGUCGGGUUACUCCAGUGGCAUCCCGGAGAGCGUCAAUGAAGCCUGGGACCCUAACCUUAGCUUGAAGCCCUGGAGUCCUGAUCGUGCUCCCAAAAUUGCCUGCAACCCAAACUCCUACUUCGGAGCGCCACUGUUUCCAAGCGUCCCGGGUCCGUAG